GUGUAUCCCAAGUCCAACUGUUCUUGAAUCAUGCAUUAAUCAAAGAGCAUUUUGGUCUUUUGGACUUAUGGUAUGAAUAUGUGCAGAAAUAUCGAAAAUUCCUGCGCCGCCAGAACAAUCAAGAACUCAAAAGCAGUUUGCAUCCAAAAGGGUCAGCAAAUUUUCCAAACUCGGAAAACUUUUCACUCGCAGUCAAAAAAAGCCCGCCGCCGCCUCAUCCUCUUUCUCCCAGUCUCCGUCACUCUACUCGGCCGUCGGUGAUGAUAUUCACGAUGUGUCUUUGUCGGAGCAGGAAGAGUCAUUGUUCUACCGUGGUUGGACAACAGACAGAGACUACCCUGUUACCGGAAGCCCUGAAUCAUACUACAUGACGCCGGAAAUAACCUGCGACAGCGGUCCUGGUCUUUCCUUCACCGGAGAUAGUGAUUAUUACUCGUUAUGUUUCGAAAACACUGACGUUUAUGUUCCAGGAAACGUGGAACCCACUCAGAACAUGGGAGACUACGCCGCAUAUUCGCAGCAGCAGUUCUCCGCGUCACAGUUCGGUGAGAACGAGAGGACGCCAUUCUCUAUGCCGCCGCAGGCAGCUUCUCCGAUGGGCUUUUCUGCUUUUGGGAUGCCAUUCUCUGUGCCGCCGCAGGCAGCUUCUCCGAUGGCCUUCAGAUCUGUACUGCCAUUGUCCAUCGGAGAAGACAUUUCAGGGGCUAAUCCAACCUAUCCCUACCUUUCUACUGAUAAGCAAAGUGGCUAUGAAGAUGGAAUGAUGAAUUAUAAUGACUCUGAUAGUGUUGGUUUUGGCCAGUCCUAUGACCCUCAUUUGUUUAGCCAACCUUUUGUCCAGCGUGACAUUGGAGAUGACUUUGGACAGUCGAUCUUUGGUUCAAGCCUUUAUGGAGGAUAUGGAAAUUAAGAAGGCAUCUGAUCUGAAAUAUUGUGUAUUACAUGAAAGUAUUUGGCAGCAUUUCGGACAUGUAAAACUUAAAUCUUAAUAACUAAUCUACAUCAUUUGCAUUUUCAGAUCAGUCUCAUUUAAAUUUGGAAAUUUGAUAAGUGUUAAUAUAAGUUCUAAAUAAAACUAAAUUCAGGACA
Molecule: messenger RNA, 1089 nt
Organism: Cuscuta europaea
Lineage: Eukaryota; Viridiplantae; Streptophyta; Magnoliopsida; Solanales; Convolvulaceae
Source: the annotation of a GenBank genome assembly